AUGUCGUCCUUCUUCGUCGAGCUCUGGGAGGGCAUCUUCACGCCCGGCCCCACGCCCACCAUCCUCAAGGCCACAAACGUCACCUUUGCCGCGCUGCAGGCCGUCCUGCUGUCGCUGCUGUUGGCGACGCACAGCGUGCAUUUUGUCGUGCUGUCGGCGCUGUGCGGCGGGCUGUGGUGGUCCAUCAACUGGUUCGCGCGCGAGCUGCGGAUCGCGCAGGCGGCCGAGGAGGACAAGAAGACGAAGCAGAAGCAGAAGCAGAAGCUGCCGGCGGUGGCGGGCGGCGGCGAGGUGUCCGGGUCGAGCGAUACCGAGGUCGAGGGCAGGGUGACGCGGCGGAGCGCGAGGAAUAAGAAGAGCGCUGCGGCUGCGGCUGCGGACGUCGAGCUUGUGGAGGAGAAGGGGGAGGUGAAGCAGCGGCAGCCGUUGACGGAGUCGGUGUCGAGCGUGAGUACGGAGGAUGAGUGGGAGAGGGUGUCGGAGAAUGAGAGGGAGAGGAAGUGA
Messenger RNA from Trichoderma aggressivum f. europaeum, 504 nucleotides. RefSeq lists its product as uncharacterized. The transcript has a single exon. Gene Ontology annotation, cellular component: endoplasmic reticulum membrane. Gene Ontology annotation, biological process: vacuolar proton-transporting V-type ATPase complex assembly. The coding region runs from base 1 to 504 and encodes 167 amino acids. Lineage: Eukaryota; Fungi; Ascomycota; Sordariomycetes; Hypocreales; Hypocreaceae. The record is from RefSeq and is a predicted model, not a curated record.